Messenger RNA from Trachemys scripta elegans, 7707 nucleotides. RefSeq names its product ADAM metallopeptidase with thrombospondin type 1 motif 20 (gene ADAMTS20). The transcript is spliced from 39 exons. Gene Ontology annotation, biological process: proteolysis; extracellular matrix organization. Bases 336 to 6080 code for a protein of 1914 amino acids. NCBI's taxonomy places the organism in Eukaryota, Metazoa, Chordata, Testudines, Emydidae. Gene Ontology annotation, cellular component: extracellular matrix. Gene Ontology annotation, molecular function: zinc ion binding; metalloendopeptidase activity. The record is from RefSeq and is a predicted model, not a curated record.
GACUGAGUGAAGCUGGCAUGCUGCUCCUCGCUUCCCCACAGGCUGCGGGAGGAGGGGAAGAACCGCCCUCGCCCACCCCGGCGCAGAGAGCGAAUGCCAGAGUUCAGGCGGGGGGGAGCCGAGAAGGGGCUGGGAGCGGGCAGCGUUCUGAAGGAGUAGCGGGGAAGCCGGGAAAGGAGGAGACAACGCAGGGGACAAGGGUGGGCGCCAGUAACAUGAAAGAGCCGAGCCGUGCGGGGUCGGCCCAGCCGGGUGGCGGCUGCGGCUGCUGAAGCAGGCGCUGCUGCUGGAGCAGCGGCGGGGGGCUCCGCGGCGGGGCGCCCCCGGAGAGAGCCAUGCGGGCUGCGAAGUGGCUAGCGGGUCUGCUGUGCCCGCUCUCCCUUCUCAUCACCAAGUCCUGGGAAGUCCGGUUUCACCCCUCACAAGAGACUUUAGUGAAGCAACUCUCUUCCUACGAGAUAGUCACACCUACCCGAGUGAAUGAAUUUGGAGAAGUUUUCCCUCACACACAUCACUUCAGAAGGAAGAAAAGGAGCUUGGAGGCACCUGCGGAGCCCGCUGCUUUCAGGACACAUUACCAGCUCAAUGCUUAUGGGCAGCUCUUCCAACUGAACUUGAGCGCUGAUGCAGGAUUCAUUGCUGCUAAUUAUAAAGUGAUGCAUGUGGGGUCCGCACAGGAGCAGCCCUCCUCUGACUUGCGCCACUGCUUCUACCGGGGGCAUGUCAAUGCACAGGAGACACAUACGGCUGUCUUCAGCCUCUGUGGUGGCCUGAUGGGCACCUUUAAAGUACAUGAUGGUGAAUAUUUUUUAGAACCUUUGAUGAAGGCAGAUGGAGAUGAACAUGAAGAUGAUCAUAACAAACCACAUCUUAUAUACAGACAUGAAGAUUUAAAAAAUGUCAUUUAUCAGAACUCCCAGAAACCUUGUGAAGUUUCAGAAAAAGAGAUGAAGAAAAUCACGUUACCAUUUCCAGACUACGGCAGUUUAAAUGAAGACCUAAAUAUUUUACAAAAGGCCACAGUUUUAGAGUAUGCUUUUAAAAAUCUAUCAAUAGAGGUUGAUAGAAGCAAUCCACAUUCCCGGAAAAAACGUUUUCUUUCUUAUCCAAGAUAUGUAGAGGUGAUGGUUACAGCUGAUACCAGAAUGGUUCGUCACCAUGGACGGAGCUUGCAGCACUAUAUAUUAACACUUAUGUCAAUAGUUGCAGCAAUCUACAAAGACUCAAGUAUUGGAAAUCUCAUAAAUAUAAUGAUUGUAAAACUAAUUGUAAUUCACAAUGAACAGGAAGGACCAGCCAUCAGUUUUAAUGCAGCUACCACUCUUCGUAAUUUUUGUUUAUGGCAACAAACACAGAACAUUCUGGAUGAUGCUCACCCUUCUCAUCAUGAUACUGCUGUUCUCAUCACAAGGGAAGAUAUCUGCAGAGCUAGAGAGAAGUGUGAUACUCUAGGUUUAGCAGAAUUAGGUACAAUGUGUGACCCACUGCGCAGCUGUUCUAUAAGUGAAGAAAAUGGAUUAAGUGCUGCAUUUACUAUAGCACAUGAACUUGGGCAUGUAUUCAAUAUACCCCAUGAUGAUAGUUUUAAGUGUAAAGAAGCUGGAAUAAAAUAUCAGUACCAUGUAAUGGCCCCAACUUUAAAUUAUCACACAAGUCCAUGGACCUGGUCAAAAUGCAGUCAAAAAUAUAUCACUGAGUUUCUUGAUACUGGUUAUGGGGAAUGCCUUCUCGACAAACCAAAUGGAAGAAUAUAUGAUCUUUCAUCACAGCUGCCUGGAUCAAUGUAUGAUGUCAACAAGCAGUGUGAACUUAUGUUUGGUCCUGGGUCACAAGUAUGCCCCUAUCUGAAACAAUGCAAACGCUUAUGGUGCACAAGUGCUGAAGGAAUUCACAAGGGCUGUCGUACUCAGCAUAUGCCAUUGGCUGAUGGGACAGAAUGUGGUCUUGGAAUGCACUGUUACCAUGGGAUUUGUGUAAGCAAAGAAAUGGAAACACGUCGUGUAGAUGGAGAAUGGGGACCUUGGGGACCUUAUAAUUCAUGUUCAAGAACCUGUGGAGGUGGAAUCAAAAGCACAACCAGGCUGUGUAAUCGACCUGAGCCGAGAAAUGGAGGAAAAUACUGUGUGGGUCGCAGGAUGAAAUUUCGAUCAUGUAGUACUGAUUCAUGUCCAAAGGGCAAACAAGAUUUUCGAGAGCAACAGUGCUCUAAUUUUGAUGGUAAACAUUUCAACAUCAAUGGUCUUACAUCUGCUGUACGCUGGCUUCCAAAAUACAGUGGCAUUUCUAUGAAAGAUCGCUGUAAACUUUUUUGCCGAGUGUCUGGAACAACUUCCUACUACCAGCUGAAAGACAGAGUUGCCGAUGGUACCCCCUGUGGAACUGAAACCAAUGACAUAUGCGUUCAAGGCUUAUGCAGGCAAGCUGGCUGUGAUCAUGUGUUGAAUUCCAAGGCAAGGAGAGAUAAGUGUGGAAUCUGUGGCGGUGAUAAUUCUUCAUGUAAGACUCUUGCAGGUACUUUCAACAGUGCUCAUUAUGGUUAUAAUAUCAUAGUAAAAAUUCCCAUGGGAGCAACAAAUAUUGACAUUCGUCAGCACAGCUAUUCAGGAAAACCAGAAGAUGACAACUACCUUGCAUUAUCUGAUACUCAUGGGAAUUUUAUCCUGAACGGAAAUUUUGUUGUAAGCAUGUCUAAAAAAGAAAUUGGUAUACAAGGAGCCAUUUUUGAGUACAAUGGUUCAAACAACACUGUAGAGCGAAUUAACAGCACCCAUCGACUAGAAGAAGAGCUAAUUUUGCAGGUGUUAUGUGUAGGGAAUUUAUACAAUCCUGAUGUGCGUUAUUCAUUCAGUAUUCCUAUAGAAGAGAGAAGUGAUCUGUUUCUCUGGGAUCCAUAUGGUCCCUGGCAAGAGUGCAGCAAAAUGUGCCAAGGUCUUCGUAAAAGAAAAGUUACAUGCAUACGUAAGAGUGAUCACUUGGUAGUGUCUGACCAAAGAUGUGAAAAUAUACCUCCUCUACCAGCAGUCUCUGAAAAGUGCAAUACAGAGUGUGAAUUAAGGUGGCAUAAUAUUGGCAAAAGUGAGUGCACAUCACGGUGUGGCCCAGGGUAUCGGUCUUUAGACAUCCACUGCAUGAAGUACUCUGUUUCAAAAGGACUGAGUGUUCCAGUGGAUGAUAAAUACUGCGCUGAUCAGCAGAAACCACCAAUCAGAGAACCCUGUCAUGGUGACUGUCUGUUAACAAGCUGGCACUACACAGAAUGGUCAGAGUGUUCCAGGAGCUGUGAGAGAGGCAUAAGAACGAGAGAAGCUUUUUGUAUGAACAACUUUGGUCGUCGGCUAGCUGAUAGAGAAUGCCAUGAGCUUCCAAGGAUUGUAACACAGAACUGUAAUGAGUUUUUAUGUCCAAACUGGGCUACUAGUGAUUGGAGUGAGUGUCCUGUGACAUGUGGGAAGGGAAUGAGGCAUCGGCAAGUAUGGUGUCACCUGAAUGAUGAAAAACUGAGAGAGAACUUCUGUAAUCCAAACUCUAGACCAGAAUCAGUAAGAUCAUGUGAACUUCAUGAAUGUGCAUCUUGGCAAGUAGGACCAUGGGGAUCAUGUGCUGUGACAUGUGGACGUGGAUACCAAAUGCGUGCAGUCAAAUGUGUGACUGGCACUUAUGGAGUUAUUUUAGAGGAUGACAGAGAGUGCAAUGCUGCUACCCGCCCUAGAGACAGUCAAGACUGUGAAAUGCCUCCUUGUCCAGAAACCACAAAAUUAUGGACAACAUCGCUUCCUGUCAUAGGGAAGGUGACUCAGUGGAGAUAUGGAUCAUGGACCCCAUGCUCUGCAUCUUGUGGAAAAGGGAACCGUGCUCGCUAUGUGAGUUGUAGGGAUGCUCAUGGUGGAGUUGCUGAUGAAUCAUUCUGUACACACUUACCCAGACCACCUGAGAUUUCAAACUGUUUUAGUUCAUGUGGAGAGUGGCAAGCUGGAAAUUGGUCACCCUGCACAGUUACAUGUGAUAAUGGAAUAACAAAAAGACAAGUUGUCUGUGUCAACUACCAUCAACAAAUUGAUGAGAAUUACUGUGAUCCCGAAAGCCGUCCUUCCAACGAGCAAGAGUGUAACAUGCCUCCAUGCCUGCCAGUUUAUCGUCAUAUUCCUAAAAUACAUGAUCAUCCAAGCCAUUUUCCAGAACUAGAUUACCCUCCAAUACACAGGGGCCAUCACCCACAAGAUAAUGUAAAUCAAUGGAGCCAUCCUUCUGUAGGAGGAAACCAGUGGAGAACAGGACCAUGGGGAGCAUGCUCUAGUACUUGUGCAGGUGGAUUCCAACGUCGUGUUGUAGUGUGUCAAGAUGUGGAUGGAAUAAGUGCUAGUCAUUGUGAUGAGGCAACAAAGCCCCCAGAGUCAAGGCACUGUGAUUCUGGACCCUGUCCACGAUGGAACUAUGGGAACUGGGGAGAAUGUACUCAUACAUGUGGAGAUGGAAUAAAGACAAGAUUAGUGAUUUGUCAGCUUCCUAAUGGCCAAAUGUUGAAUGAUCAAAGCUGUGAAAUUCUAGACAAGCCACCUAAUAUAGCACAAUGUAAUGUGCAUUCUUGCCCUGGAGAUGUUUCAUGGCAACGGGGACCAUGGAAAUCGUGUUCCGUUUCCUGUGGAAAGGGUAUAAAGUAUCGUGAUGUGCAUUGUGUGAACAGCAUCCAAAUUAAAUUAGAGGAAGAAAACUGUAGACAUUUAAAGAAGCCUCGAAUCCACAAAGUUUGUAGAGCUGUCAGAUGCCCUGCAUGGAAGGCCAACAGGUGGAAGGAUUGCUCGGUGACCUGUGGAGUGGGGAUUCAACAACGGGAUGUUUACUGUCGGCUGAAAGGCAGGGGUCGAGUGAAUGAAGCAAUGUGUAAUCAUGAUGCCCAGCCCCCUAGUCAGAAGCCCUGUUGGCUGCCUGCCUGUGUGCCGUACCAAUGGGUGACAGAUGAAUGGCAAGAUUGCUCAGCAUCAUGUAGGAAAAAGGAAACACGCCGGAAGGUCAAGUGUGUGGAUGAAAACAAGAUCCAAGUAAAUGAAAGUUCCUGUGAUCCUGCCACAAAGCCUCCAUCGAUCAAAAAAUGCAGGAUUGCUCCCUGUAAAUAUGUUGUGGUUACAGGAGACUUGUCACAGUGUUCAGCCAGCUGUGGGCUUGAUUACUGGCAAAGGAUCACAUACUGUAUUGGAAUCCACACUAUUCGGAAUAAUCGUGCCUAUGGUCUUCGCUCAGUAGCAUAUCGAGAUUGCCCAAUAGUGCCUUCCCCACACAUUUAUAAAUGUAAUAUCAGGGGAUGUUUACAAGCAGCUACUUGGAAAGUGGGGAAAUGGAGCAAAUGCUCAGUAGCUUGUGGAGUGGGAAUAAAGGAAAGAAGAGUAGAAUGCAUGACUGAAAAUGGUUUAUCCAGUGGCUUAUGCCUGUCACGUUUAAAACCAGCAGCCAGAAAGAUCUGUCAUGCAAAAGAAUGUGAAGCUUUCACCAGCUGCAAAGAAAUCCAGAUUAAAAAAAGGAUUAGAAAGGAUGGUGAAUAUUUACUUAACAUCAAAGGAAGAUUGAUAAAGAUUUAUUGUUCGGGGAUGCAGUUUGAGAAUCCCAGAGAAUAUUUAACAUUGGUUAAAGGUGAAGCAGACAACUUUUCUGAAGUAUAUGGAUACAGGUUACAAAAUCCAUACGAAUGUCCUUUCAAUGGAAGCAGAAGGCAAGACUGUGCAUGCAGAAAUGACUACCUUGCUGCUGGACACACUAUUUUUAGCAAAAUAAGAAUUGAUAUAAUCUCUAUGCAAAUUAAAACUACAGACCUUCUCUUUGCUCAGAAUGUAUUUGGGAGAGCUGUUCCUUUUGCUACAGCUGGCGAUUGCUAUAGUGCUGCCAGAUGCCCACAGGGGCAGUUCAGCAUUAAUUUGACAGGCACUGGACUGAGGCUAUCCAGUACAGCUAGAUGGAUUGCUCAGGGCAAUUAUGCAACUGUUGAUAUACACAAAUCCCAAGAUGGUACUAAAAUAUAUGGAAGAUGUGGAGGGUUCUGUGGGAAAUGUAUUCCUAACACAAGUAUUGGUCUCCAACUUCAAAUACAGUAAAAACCCUGAAGUGGUAAGAACAUCAAAAGCAGGAAAAUCUGUCUUUAAGGUGCAAAUUCUAGGUGCUAUUAUUUUUUUCAGUCUUUCAUCUCUGAAAUGUUAAUUUACUACUAAGAAUUCCUUCCCAUUUUCUUCAGUGUUCAGGGGUGCAUAUCAUUGUUUAAUCAUUUAGUGAUGGGCUAACAGGUGCAUAAACCACAAUCAUAAACCCUCAGGUUUUAAUAAAGAGGUAUUCAUUCAAUGUACAGUAUAUACAAACAAAUAAAAUAAACUGCACUGAUGUUACUGCUGGUAACACCUUAAACUGGACCAUAAUUGUAAUACUGUACCUGCAACUAAUCAGUGCACCUCAUUGUACAAUGUACAUUAAAAUGCAUAUACUGUGCUGAUUUUGUUGAUCAACUAUAUUAAAGUGUAGAAAAGAAGGAAACCAAUUAAUAAUUUCAACUACUUUCAGCUUUAUGAAACCUGUUGGGAAUUAUGUUUUGUCAACAAUUUACAUCAGAAGAGUGCAUCAUCAAUAUACUUUUUCCUGAUACAGUUUCUAUAGGUUUUUUUUUUCAUUUCUGUGUUAUUAAAAACAUUCAUUCUCUCUCUCUUUUUGUGGUGCUCAAACAGUAAUAUUAAUUUUGGAAAGUGUAGUUCAAACUCUGUAGUCUCCAUGAAAAAUGUUAAACAUCAAAAUGUUGUUUUGUUGUGGGUACAAGAAAAUAAACACAUCAUAGUUUGAAAAUCUAGUUUUAAAACCCUACCUCUCACACAACUGUGUAUACUGUAAAAGCAGUAUACAAUUUAGUAUGCGGUUGUAUAACUAUACAUAUUUACUUAACCUCUGCCCAGAUACUCCAGACAUUUUAUUUGUUGGAAGUGGCUAACAGCAUAUUAACAAAGCCCUAUCUUGUCUCACUUUCACACCCAGAAUUCCCAUUGACCUUAGUGAAAGUUCUGGGUUCAACAAGGGAAGGUAGGGUUAGGCCAAAGUGUGUGUAGUGCACGUUUUUGAGAAGUGCAGUUUAAUUUUUCAGAGGGCAAUAAAUGCAACUGUAAUGUGCACUGUUAAAAGUGCUUCAGCCUAGAAAAAUUAAACGUAUAGGAGGAAAUGUUUAAAUUUCAGACAUGAUCUAGCUGUUUGAUUUGUUGUUUAGAAUUAGUCCAAGUCCAGAAAUAAGUACAGAAUAAAGAUAACCUGUUUCAGGUAAAUUCUCAGGUAUUCAAAAUAAGAUUUUCUACGUGCAUAAAAGGACACAUUAUGUACUAGAUAAUUAUAGGCAUUUUUCAACUCUAAACCAAAUAUCAGCUAACUAUUUAUAUGCCAGUGAGAACUGGUAGGUCAUAUGGCAGCUAUAGCUUAGUUUUACCCACAAAGUGUUAGCCAAGUUAGGAAUACUUUUUAAUGAAAGGCUAUAUUGUACCACAUACGUUUAAGCAGUUGCUUUUUAGAUAACACAUGUAGAUGACUAUUUUGUGAUCUCUGUAUCAGAAAAGUAUUUUUGCACUAUGUGCCUUAUACUAGUUGUAAACGUGUAUAAGAAAUAUAUAACACUAUUUUCCUAGAAAUGUUUACAUUUAUAAUUAAAAUGUUGUAAUUUAUAAAAUAUUUAUAUAAUAAAUAUGCUUGUGUGAUUGA